Molecule: messenger RNA, 936 nt
Organism: Chaetomium globosum CBS 148.51
Lineage: Eukaryota; Fungi; Ascomycota; Sordariomycetes; Sordariales; Chaetomiaceae
Exons: 2
Coding region: 1-936 (311 amino acids)
Biological process (GO): nucleoside metabolic process
Cellular component (GO): cytosol
Molecular function (GO): S-methyl-5-thioadenosine phosphorylase activity
Source: RefSeq, a predicted model, not a curated record
AUGACCGUCGACAUCCUCUCGCUCCCUACCGUCUUCGACCGACCGGUCCACAUCGCCGUAAUAGGCGGCACCGGGCUCUCCUCCCUGCCCGGCUACCACCCGGUCGCGGCCCUCACUCCGACCACCCCCUGGGGCGCGCCGUCCUCGCCCAUCCUGAUCCUGGAGCACGGCGGCGUGCCGGUCGCCUUCCUCGCGCGCCACGGGCUGCACCACCAAUUCGCGCCGCACGAAGUGCCCGCGCGGGCCAACAUCGCGGCGCUGCGGGCGCUGGGCGUGCGCACGGUGAUCGCCUUCUCCGCGGUGGGCUCGCUGCAGGAGGAGAUCCGGCCGAUGGACUUUGUGGUGCCCGACCAGGUGAUCGAUCGCACCAAGGGUGUGCGCCCGUUCACCUUUUUUGAGGGGGGCGUGGUGGGCCACGUCGGGUUUGCGGACCCGUUCGAUGCGGGGCUGGCGGCCGUGGUGCAGCGCUGCGCGGCGAGCAUGCGCGGUGAGGGCGUACGCCUGCACUCCAAGGGUACGAUUAUCUGCAUGGAGGGCCCGCAGUUCAGUACUCGUGCUGAGAGCCACAUGUACCGCUCGUGGGGUGGCAGUGUGAUCAAUAUGAGUGCGCUGCCCGAGGCUAAGCUGGCGCGCGAGGCGGAGCUGGCGUACCAGAUGAUUUGCAUGGCGACGGAUUACGACUGCUGGCAUUCGACCGAGGAUGUGGAUGUCGCCAUGGUGAUGAAGUACAUGGCGGCCAACAGUGAGAAUGCCAAGCACCUUGUGGGCGCGGUGUUGGAUGAGCUGUGCAAGCAGGAUAAUAGCGAGCUGGUGCUGGCCAAGCACUGGGCUGGGAGCGCGCAGGGCGCCGUCAAGUUCAUGACCAAGCCGGAAGGGCGUGACCCCGAGGCGAUGAAGAGGGUGGAGUAUCUCUUCCCUGGGUUUUGGGAUCAGUAG